AUGCGCCGCGCUGAAAACCAAGCCCACCACCAACUGCUGGUGCUGCCCUACCGUCUUGAAGCAUUGGCAAUGAUGCUCCGCCUGGAACAAAACACUCAGCCGCUGAUGCUGUUGAUUGAACAACAGCCGGAGAUUAAGCUCGGCAUGAGACCGCUUUUGCUCGAUUUCCUCAUGGAGGUGAUCUGCAUCUUGCUGUUGCUGCCGCUGACGUUUCCUUUGACGGUUAACUUGAUUGAUAGAUACUGUCUGACUCGGAUUGUCAAAAAACAACACUACCAGUUGUUGGGGCUCACGUGCUUGUGGAUCGCGUGUAAGAACUUGGAUGCCAAGUACAAGAUCCCCACGUUACACGACUUGCGCAAGAUCUGUGUCGACUACUACUACCCGGAGUUAUUUUUGGAGAUGGAGAAACACGUGCUUAAGUCGUUGGAAUGGCGCGUGUCUGGUCCCACCGUCGACCAGUACGUCGAUGUGUACGUCGAUAUCUUAGCCCACCACCCGCUGCUGGCGAAAGCGUUGGCGGCUAAGAAGAUGGUGGUGAGCCAAGUGCUGGUAUUUUUGGCGGAGUUGUUUCAAUUUUACCCCAAUUUGUACUUUGAAUACCCUCCGUCGAAAUUGGCGCUUAUCGCGGUGUUGACGGCGCUCCUAACCACGAACGCCUCGGUCAACGUCGCUACUUGUCUCACCACCAUCAACCUGGUGGUGAAAUCGGAGCAAUUUGCCGACGCCGCCGACUUGGACUUGCCCAGAACCGAGGAUAUCCUCACCCCGCACCAAUUCCGCACCGUGUUCACGCUGCAAUUCUUCAAACUGGUGGCGAAAAUGGUGCUGCUGCCCCCCAAGGCGCUCACGAUCAAAUACUUUGGCGACGCCACCAAGUUCCCUCACUUUAAAGGUGUCGUCGACGCCAUGCUGCGGGCGUUGCACGGGCUCGUCGACCCUCCCGUUACUCCUAAGGGGGUGACGGCGCCGCCGCAAUUGCCCCUCACCCCGGUGCUGAACCUGACGCUGCCCAAGCUGGAGCUCCCUCUCAGUCCGAUGACGUUGGGGUCGCGCAAGCGCAAUGCCGACGACGCCCACGGCCCCUCGGUGAAGCGGGUGAAGCAGGCGUGGCUUAAUGUAUAG
This is a messenger RNA of Diutina rugosa, 1125 nucleotides long. It is a transcript of the gene CLN3, whose product is annotated as cyclin. Bases 1 to 1125 code for a protein of 374 amino acids. Gene Ontology annotation, cellular component: nucleus; centrosome; cyclin-dependent protein kinase holoenzyme complex. The transcript has a single exon. Gene Ontology annotation, biological process: regulation of cyclin-dependent protein serine/threonine kinase activity; mitotic cell cycle phase transition. Gene Ontology annotation, molecular function: cyclin-dependent protein serine/threonine kinase regulator activity. Lineage: Eukaryota; Fungi; Ascomycota; Pichiomycetes; Serinales; Debaryomycetaceae. The record is from RefSeq and is a predicted model, not a curated record.